Molecule: messenger RNA, 3798 nt
Organism: Puntigrus tetrazona (Sumatra barb)
Lineage: Eukaryota; Metazoa; Chordata; Actinopteri; Cypriniformes; Cyprinidae
Gene: tlcd4b
Product: TLC domain containing 4b
Exons: 7
Coding region: 309-1103 (264 amino acids)
Biological process (GO): lipid homeostasis
Cellular component (GO): membrane; endoplasmic reticulum
Source: RefSeq, a predicted model, not a curated record
GACGUAACCGCGAAGCCUGUCAAUACGGUGAAGAAAUGCAGCGUUUGCCGCAGCGGGCUCCGUGGAGCUUUGCGAAAUCCUCGCGUCUUUUUUGAAGCUGGGAAAUGGCCUCGCUCCAGCAGUACAGGUUUACUCGCCAGUGCGCCGCAGACGACGCGCGGCUUUGAAGACAGCGAGUGGGCAAAAGCGCUCGGCUCAGCCGUCGCCAUCCGAGCAAAACUGGGUUCGUGGACGGACGGACGGACGAAAGCAGACAACAGGAUCUGGACACGUUUACACAGACCUAUGAGACUCUUAUCAGGUGAGAGAUGGAUAUGAGAGAGGUGUAUGUGGUGGCCGGCAGCUUCGUGGGCUUCCAGCUCUUCUUCUCGUGCCUCAGUCCGGUUCUGUCUUCCAACUUCACGCAGGGUUAUGGGAAACUUCCUCCAAACAAACUCAACGACUGGAACUCCAGGCUGGUGUCCACUGUCCACGCGCUGAUUGUGGGGCUGUUCUGUCUCUAUAUCCUCUGGUACGACGAUGCCGUCAAUGAAGACCCCGUCUGGGGUAACCCUAACAUGGUUAAGCUCAAUGUGGCCAUCACCUGUGGAUACUUGUUUUAUGACCUGGUGCUUCUGGCUUGUAACUGGAGCACCAUGGGUGACAUCUUUUUUGUCUGUCACCACUUGGCGGCGCUGUACGCUUAUGGAUUUGUGCUGUCACGUGGAGUGCUUCCUUAUUUCGCGAACUUCCGACUGAUUUCAGAACUGUCGACGCCGUUUGUGAAUCAAAGGUGGUUUUUCGAAGCGUUAUCUUACCCUCGUACUCACCAGCUGGUUGUGGCCAACGGCGUGGCAAUGGCGGUGGUGUUCUUCCUCGUGCGGAUCGCCGUGAUGCCGCCCUACUGGGCCAAAGUGUUCGGCACCUUCGGUACGCCAGCAUUUGAAAGGCUCGGCCUGGCAGCUCAGGUGGCCUGGAUCGUGUCCUGCGUCUGUUUGGAUAUCCUCAACACAAUCUGGAUGUACAAAAUCGCCCGCGGCUGCUACAAGGUCAUUACCGGCAAGCUAAGAGGAGGCAAAGGGGACUCCAAAAAGACCAGUUACACCAACAACCACACAGACUGAGAAUCACAACGGCCGAUUAGAUCAGACGUAUUCUCUUCCCAGAGUAUAACAACUUCUGAGUCUUUCCAUUGCGCUCUGGAUGGAUGGACGUGCUCUCGAAACAGAGCGUUCAUCCUCCCAGUGUGGUUUUAGCCUCUACUUCACGUACAGACUCUGACUUCACCUGCACUGGUAGAAGUCAAGCAGAUAAAACUAACCCGUUAUGCCUCAAGCACAACCAAAGUGCCUCCAAGCAUGAGGAGAAGCAAUAGAGCAUGAGCUUAUGACCGCUCGGAUCUCCAUCGCAAAGCCUUAACCAGUCAGCACCCGUCCGCGUCCUUCUCGAAACCAACCGCGGUCGCUUUGUGAGCCGCGUUUCCUGUGUUAUAUAUUUACACUCAUGUGCCUCCGAGGUCUCCAACACCCACCACUUGUUGAGCAUUCGGGGCGGGAUGUGCUCACCAGCUUCAUUCAUUUUUUUUUUUCGUCAUCGCCAGUCGGACCGGUUGCAAACCUCAGAUCUACCUCUCUCUCACCGUGUCAAGCACAAGUGCAGAACCUGCCCAUCUCAACGCGAACACUCGAGGAGCACCAUCUCGAAAAAGACAGUCCGUGAGAAUCAAACGCUUGGCUCUUACAGUCACUCUUCACAGGCGUGGAAACGGAGUAAAAGGUGGUAUCUGUUUCACGUGUGUGCGUACUUCAUUUCUGACCGCGCGAGGUCACCUUCGCGCUAGAUUCGCGGAAAUCUGUUUCUCAGGUUAGCGCCUUUUCCCCUUUUUCUCCGACAUGCUACACUGAACCAGACUGAGCAGAUUUGAAGAAGGAUUUUCUAGACGAGUAAAAAUGUUUUCAGAAAACGAAGUACUUUUCAGCUUGAAACGAGCCUUGUCUAGACGAUCCUUCUUGAUUUAAAAAUGUAUCGAUGUUUUGGCUGGAAACGAGCCGUUCGAUGUUCGAAUCUCAAGGCUCGACGGAAACCGCUGCAAAUUCACACCUCAGUCCUGUUUUCUUCCUGCCAAAUUCAUAGUUGCUUCUUUUAUUUUUUUUCAGCUUGUUGGUCACCGGAGCUUCCAGCCUGAUGUUUAGGCUUUCGUCAUGAUGCAUGAAUGCUGUUGAGAUUCUCUUGAAUGUGAGUUCAUGUGAGCUGGGCAUGUCAACCCAUGUUGCGUUGCACUGUGGCAUUACUAUACAGUAUAUAUGUGCGUGAAAAAAAAACAUAUGCAGUACUUAUUCCUGCCAAGUAUUUGAGGAGAGCAAAGCCCUCUGUAGUCAGAGCUAGCAUUUCUCUUCAGGUACACUUUCAAAAUGAAUGUUAUUUUGACCGAGGCUGGCAGAGGAUUGUGGGAAAUGUAGUAUUUUGCCUUUUAUCUGUAAUUCGAAAUAACCAAAUCAUCCUCCAGGCCUUGAAUAUUGUGAAGCUGUGACAAUAGAGAUAUACCCGGGAGACGUUUUGGAGAAGAAAAUGGCCAUUUGGUCAUGUAAUUAUAUGUACUUAUAACGUCUGGAGUGAGCUGUAAUCUUCGUGUUUAUGGAAACGCAAAGGAGUUUAGACUUUACGGUACGACAUCAGCACAAUCGAAAUGCAUUUGUGGCAUCGAUAAUGUAAUAAUUGUAAUUUUGAAGGGCUGGUUUCGAAAAUCAUUCGUAAGUUCAUCUAUUGGACAAAUUGAUACUUUAAAAUGAUACGUUUGUUUGGCAAAAAUAGUUAAAUAUGCAUAAAAACUGACAUUUGUCUACAGUUAUUGGCGGUUUUCUAUAGAACGGACACAUAAAUGCCUGUUUCUAUAUAAGCUACAACAUACAAGUAUAUGAAAUAAUAGUAUAGAUAGGACUGUACUAGUUUAAAGCAGCUAUAGAAUUAACACAACACUAAUAUUAGUACCUCACCUAGCCUCAGAUUAGCUUAAACUCCUAUACAUCAAGGAUGGGCGAAUGUAAAAAAUGGGUAUAUCCGAAAUAAAUUAGAAGAUGGAUCCCUCAUAUUAAAUGACACCCCAUUAGCGUUUAUUGGUUUAUUGUUUACAAAGGCCUUUGUAAUAAUCUGUUCUGCACUUGCCUGCUCUGGUUUGAUCCUCAUCUAGAGCAGAUCGACAGUAUCGUAAUCAAGGCAAAAAGUGUUUUUCACAAGGAGCCCCAAAUUGUUUGUCAGUGUUUCAAGCUCACUAGGCUUUAAAAAUGGACGGUCGCCAAUUAAAUUACAUGGAUUUGUUUAGACAUUUGAAAUCGUUUUGGUACAUUGGAGGGACACAUAUUUAGCAAAAAUCUAUGAAAGGGGUUUUCUAGCUGACCAGAUUUGGAUGAGGAUUUGCCUGGUGUUCAAUGGAAUAAUAUAAAUGUGAUCAGCCCAAUGCCAGUAUUGAAACUCUAUGUAUGCGUUUAUAAUUUCAUUCUUAAAGUAGAAGUUGCUUUUAAGGAGCGAUUAUAUGAAAACUAAAAUGAGCACAGAACUGUUGGAUGAUUGUUCAGUUUUCAGAUCUCUUGAUUUGAUCGAUUUUACCUUAUUUCUUUUUCCUUUUAACACAUUACUCUUGUGGAUCCAAUCAUCUCUGGAAAUUUUAAUGUGAAAAUCGACGCCUAACAGAGGCCCCUUAGAGCCUCUGUGUCUAUACACUUUGAAACCGAUGGAUGACAUGUAUGACCACUAAUAAUAUUGUCGAAUUAGCAUACGAAAUUUGAGAAAUUACAGAUUAAUAAAUUUGAGACGAUAAAAGCA